Molecule: messenger RNA, 3341 nt
Organism: Dendrobium catenatum
Lineage: Eukaryota; Viridiplantae; Streptophyta; Magnoliopsida; Asparagales; Orchidaceae
Product: copper-transporting ATPase HMA4
Exons: 9
Coding region: 147-3077 (976 amino acids)
Biological process (GO): monoatomic cation transport
Cellular component (GO): membrane
Molecular function (GO): ATP hydrolysis activity; copper ion binding; ATPase-coupled monoatomic cation transmembrane transporter activity
Source: RefSeq, a predicted model, not a curated record
CGUGUCCUCAUCAUCGUCCUCUUCUCACUCCUUUCUUCUCUCUCCUUGGAACUCCUGCUUGUGGUACCAAACCAAUCAACCAUCCAGAAUCCUAGCUUCUCAACCGCAGCCGGCUUAGAAUUGUGAAGUAUCGGUGGAUGUAAGAGAUGGAUUUGAAUGGAAAAGGCAGUCUCCUAGACCCACUUUUGCAAUCUUCAGAGAAUGUGACUAUCAAUAUGGCUCAAGCUCCUCGGAGAGAUGACUUCAAAACCAGAAAGAUCAAGUUCAAAAUUGGAGGCAUAUCUUGUGCUUCAUGUACAGCUUCAAUUGAAUUGGUAGUGGGAGCUAAGGAGGGCGUUGAAAGUGUCAUGGUUUCACCAAUUCAGGGCCAUGUUGAGAUCGCGUACAGGCCUGAAAUUGUCAAUGCUAAAAUGAUCAAGGAAGCCAUAGAAGAUAUGGGCUACAAUGUUGAUGAAUUUCAAGAUAAGAGUAUUUCAGUAUGCUGCAUUCGAAUUAAAGGAAUGGCAUGCACCAGCUGCUCUGAAUCUGUUGAACGAUCUUUGCUUAUGGUUGAUGGAGUAAAAAAAGCUGUUGUUGGCCUUGCACUUGAAGAAGCAAAGGUUCACUUUGAUCCCGACAUUACCAAUCCUGAUCGCCUAAUAGAAGCUAUUGAAGAUACAGGUUUUGGAGCAAACCUCAUCAGCUCUGGGGAUGAUGUAAACAAAGUGUAUCUAAAAGUUGUAGGCAUUCAUUCUCAAAAUGAUGCUGUACUUGUUCAAUCAUCUCUCGAAGCUAUGGAAGGUGUAAAUCAUGUAGAAUUGGAUCCAGUAGGACAGAAAGUAACGGUUACAUAUGAUCCUGACCUUACUGGUCCUAGAUCAAUUAUUCAUUGCAUUGAAGAAGCUGGCCAAAGCCCUGGUCUUUUCCUUGUGAGCUUGUAUUCGGCUCCAAGACCUCGAGAAAUGGAGAGGCAGCAUCAGGUUCGGGUCUAUAGGAACCAGUUUCUUUGGAGUUGUCUGUUUUCCGUUCCUGUAUUCCUGUUCUCUAUGGUGCUCCCUAUGCUUCCUCCUUAUGGGGACUGGCUAUAUACAAAGAUAUUCAAUGAUCUAACCAUUGGAAUGCUACUGAGAUGGCUUUUUUGUUCUCCAGUACAGUUUAUAAUUGGCUGGAGAUUCUACAUUGGAUCUUAUCAUGCAUUGCGACAAGGUUCCUCUAACAUGGACGUUCUGGUAGCGAUGGGAACAAAUACUGCUUACUUUUACUCUCUUUAUGUUGUGUUAAAAUCAUUAACAUCGAGAUCAUUUGAAGGGCAGGAUUUUUUUGAAACUAGCGCCAUGUUAAUCUCUUUUAUUCUUCUGGGUAAGUAUUUGGAGGUAAUUGCAAAGGGGAAAACAUCAGAAGCUUUAGCAAAGCUUGCAGACCUUGCUCCAGAAACAGCCUCCUUAUUGAUCUUUGAUGAAGGAGACAAUGUCAUUGCAGAGACUGAGAUUAGUACUCAAUUACUUCAACGAAAUGAUGUGAUUAAGAUCGUUCCAGGAGCCAAAGUACCAGUUGAUGGAAUUGUUAUAAGUGGUCAGAGUUAUGUGAAUGAGAGCAUGAUGACUGGAGAGGCAAGGCCUAUUGCUAAAGGCUCCGGAGACAAGGUUAUUGGUGGAACUGUGAAUGAGAAUGGAUGCAUAGUUGUGAAGGCCACACAUGUGGGAUCAGAGACUGCUUUAUCUCAGAUGGUUCAGCUGGUGGAAGCGGCUCAGCUUUCUAAGGCACCUGUCCAGAAACUAGCGGACAAAAUUUCCAGAGUCUUUGUUCCCACAGUUGUUGUGGUGGCAUUGCUUGCUUGGCUUGGCUGGUUCAUUCCUGGAGCAGCUCAUCUUUAUCCAAGGACUUGGAUUCCAAGUGGCAUGGAUGAGUUUGAAUUGGCACUCCAGUUUGGAAUUUCAGUCCUUGUGGUUGCUUGUCCAUGUGCUCUCGGUCUGGCAACUCCAACUGCUGUGAUGGUUGCCACUGGCAAAGGAGCCUCUCAAGGUGUCCUGAUAAAGGGUGGAAGUGCUCUGGAGAAAGCACACAAGGUGAAAACUAUUGUAUUUGAUAAGACAGGAACACUGACUGUUGGAAAACCUGCAGUGGUUGAUAGAAUGCUAUUUUCCGGCUCUUCCUUGCAGGAAGUAUGUGAUUUGGCUGCUGCUGCAGAGGCUAAUAGCGAGCACCCUAUAUCGAAGGCCGUGGUGGACUCUGCCAAGAAGCUCAAUUCUAAAUAUAAUUCCAUCAACGACCGUGUAAUGGAUGCCAAAGAUUUCAAGGUGCAUCCUGGUGCUGGGGUCAGUGCCAUUGUUUCCGGAAAAGCAGUACUAGUUGGGAACAAAAGGCUCAUGCUUGCUUCCAACGUUCUAAUUUCUAGAGAGGUAGAAAGAUAUCUGACGGAGACUGAGAAUUUAGCAAGAACCUGUGUGUUGGUUGCCGUUGAUGGUGAAGUUUCUGGAGCACUUGCCGUGUCCGACCCAUUGAAACCUGAGGCAGGCCAAGUGGUUUCCUUCCUUGCCUCAAUGGGCAUAACAAGCAUUAUGAUAACUGGCGACAAUCAGGCUACCGCUACAGCCAUUGCACGGGAGGUUGGCAUCACUACAGUGUUUGCUGAGACUGACCCAGUUGGCAAGGCUGAAAAAAUUAAAGAUUUGCAGGGGAAAGGAUUGACUGUAGCGAUGGUGGGCGAUGGAAUCAAUGACUCUCUUGCUCUUGCAGCAGCUGAUGUUGGUAUGGCAAUUGGAGCUGGAACUGAUGUUGCAAUUGAAGCUGCUGAUGUUGUUCUUAUGAAAAGCAAUUUAGAGGAUGUGGUCACAGCUAUUGAUCUCUCCUUGAAGACUCUCUCUAGGAUUAGAAUGAACUAUGUUUGGGCCCUUGGAUACAAUAUACUCGCCAUGCCUGUUGCUGCUGGCGCCUUAUUCCCCUUCACUGGAAUUCGCCUGCCACCUUGGCUUGCUGGGGCUUGCAUGGCCUUCUCAUCAAUUAGCGUUGUCUGCUCCUCUCUCCUGCUGCAGUCCUACAAGAAGCCAUUGCGAGUGGAGAAUUUCCUGAAUCCUAUGGAAAAUGGAAGUCCGGUAUGAAAUAUUGAUCACCGUUUUCAGAACUAGAUUUUAGUUAUUUGAUGACUAUUUCUUUCCAUCUCUUCCAUGAAUAUAUAAUUGAACUUCUUGUUCAUCAAUUCUCCUUUGGGAGUGUUGAAUUGAUUAUGCUGAAGCCUGAAUUAUAUCAUCAAUAAGAGCAGGAUGCCUCUGUAACCUGGAUAAAUUACACUAUGUAUUCGAAGCAUUUGUUUAUGCUGUUGUUUCACGAAUGGUGAAAUUAAUCUAAACAAAAUUGUUUUAGUU